Molecule: messenger RNA, 10357 nt
Organism: Hyla sarda
Lineage: Eukaryota; Metazoa; Chordata; Amphibia; Anura; Hylidae
Gene: SFMBT2
Product: Scm like with four mbt domains 2
Exons: 23
Coding region: 544-3288 (914 amino acids)
Biological process (GO): regulation of DNA-templated transcription
Cellular component (GO): nucleus
Molecular function (GO): histone binding; transcription corepressor activity
Source: RefSeq, a predicted model, not a curated record
GAAUUAAGUGGAGGGCCCAUCGGGGAGACAGAGGGAGAGAGGGAGUGAGAGAGGAGGGGGAGAGAGAGGAGAGAGAGAGAGAGAGGAGGGGGAGAGCGUUUACCACUCCGCAGCUUGUCAGCAGAAGACCUGGCUCUCCGCAUGGAUCUAUGACAGAAGAGCUCCCCAACCUUGGAUUAUUGCACUUGUUGUCUUGUUCUGGAUUAUUUUGGGAUUACCAAGAAGGUUAUUUCUUCAUACCGAUCACUGGUGUGCAGGGCAUGGGCACAGGGGGUUUAUGAAGGAUGGGGAUUUGAUUGACAGCCCUCAGGGACUAUUUAUCGCUGGAGCCUAAAUGGAUAUGAUGCUAUUUACCGGGAGAUCUACCCAGUGAUCGUAGGGGUUGCUUAUACAGGUGCACUUGUGGAUCACCAGCGGAUGGCAGGAGGAGUUGGAGAGCUAUGCAUUGGCUUGUCACAUGUCAAAUGCCAAGCGCUUCUCUUAUCCCAGGAAUAACUUUUUCAAUAAUGCACUAGAAAGAAUAGAAAAAGUGAAGUUUUAGUAAUGGAGACCAGGGUGCCAGCAAUACAAGUAAAUCAAGACAAAACAAACCUACGUAUGGAAAACGACAACAGCCCAAGUAAUGGGAAUAGAGAAUUGUUUGGAUCAGAUGAUGGCUCCAGUAUUGAAGACACAGAUUUCAGCUGGGAUGAGUAUCUGGAGGAGUCCGCAUCAGUUGCUGCUCCUCACACUUCCUUUAAACACGUGGAAAUUAGUCUUCAAAGUAGCUUCCAACCUGGAAUGAAACUGGAAGUGGCCAAUAAGAAUAAUCCAGAUACUUAUUGGGUGGCUACUAUCAUUACAACAUGUGGACAGCUACUGCUCCUGAGAUAUUGCGGCUAUGGAGAAGAUAGGAGAGCUGACUUCUGGUGUGAUGUUAUGACUGCAGACCUACAUCCUGUUGGUUGGUGUACCCAAAACAACAAAGUUCUAAUGCCACCAGAUGCAACGUUAGGUGCCAUUGUGUUCCAGCGCCAGCAGCACUUCCUCGUUUCAAAUGCCUCAACAUCUGGAAUAAAAGAGAAAUGUACAGACUGGGCCGAGUUCCUCAUUCAUGAUCUGACUGGCUCCAGGACGGCACCAGCAAAGCUUCUAGAGGGACCUCUUCGUGGAAAGGCCCCUGUAGACCUCAUUACAGUUGAUUCACUCAUAGAGCUGCAAGACUCCCAGAAUCCCUUCCAAUAUUGGAUAGUCAGUGUGGUAGAAAAUGUUGGAGGAAGAUUACGACUGCGCUAUGUUGGCUUGGAAGAGUCAGAUUCGUGUGAUCAGUGGUUAUUUUACUUGGAUUGCAGACUUCGACCUGUUGGUUGGUGUCAAGAAAAUCAGUGCAGAAUGGAACCACCCUUAGAUCUUUAUCCACUCAAAAGUAUGUCAGAAUGGAAAAGCGCCCUUGAAAAGUCCCUGGUAGAUGCUGCAAGAAGUCCUCUUCCAGUCGAAGUUUUUAAAGAUCAUGCAGACCUAAGACCCCAUUCAUUCACUGUUGGCAUGAAGGUAGAGGCAGUAGACCCAACUGAGCCUUCUCAUAUUCGUCCUGCAACUAUCACUAAGGUGUUUAACAACAUAUACUUCCUAGUAACCAUUGAUGACCUGAGGCCAGAAGCUAGAAAUAUGUCAAUGCUUUGUCAUGUUGAUUCCCUGGGACUCCUACCCAUACAAUGGUGUCUUAUAAACGGAGUUAAUCUAACACCUCCUAAAGGUUAUCCAGAGCAGGACUUUGACUGGGCGGAUUACCAAAAACAGUGUGGAGCAGAGGCGGCACCUCACACGGCCUUCAGAAAUACGUCAAAUUCUCGUGGGUUUACAAAAAACAUGAAACUGGAGGCAGUCAACCCAAAUAAUCCAGCUGAGAUUUCUGUUGCAUCUGUAACCAAAGUAAAAGGAAGAUUACUUUGGAUUCAUCUUGAAGGUCUGGUUAAGCCAGUUCCAGAGUGUAUUGUUGAUGGGGAGUCCAUGAAUAUUUUUCCUGUUGGAUGGUGUGAAGCAAACUCAUAUCCACUUAACACACCACAGAGAGCUGUAGUGAAAAAGAAAAGAAAGAUUGCUGUUGUUCAACCGGAAAAGCAGUUACCAUCCUCAGUGCCUGUGGAGAAAAUACCUCAUGACCCCUGUCCAUUCCCUCAGAGUGACAGCUACUCAACAGGAACAACCAAUGGAAAAUACUGCUGCCCUCAACUGUUCAUCAAUCAUCGCUGCUUUUCAGGACCAUAUUUAAAUAAAGGCAGGAUAGCAGAACUACCUCAGUCCGUGGGUCCUGGGAAAUGUGUGCUGGUUCUUAAAGAGGUCCUCAGCAUGGUCAUUAAUGCUGCCUACAAACCUGGCCGGGUCUUACGAGAGUUACAGUUAGUUGAAGACACAUCUUGGAAUUUCCAGGAAGAAACACUGAAAGCCAAAUACAAAGGGAAAUCCUACAGGGCCACUGUGAAGAUUGUCCGCACGUCAGACCAGGUUGCAGAAUUUUGUCGCAAAGUGUGCAUGAAAUUGGAAUGUUGUCCCAAUUUGUUUAGCCCAUUCCUGGUCACUGACCUUUGUCCGGAAAACUGCUCCAUACAUACGAAAACCAAAUACACUUAUUAUUAUGGAAAGCGGAAAAAGAUUGCAAAGCCUCCUGUUGGGGAGCACACAGCAGACAAUACCCAAACCAAACCAGCAAGGCGCAGAAAGAGGAGGAAAUCAAUUUUUGUACAAAAGAAGAGACGAACAUCAGUGGUUGAUGUUAGCCCGGUUGGCUCUGCUGAGGAAAGUGCAGAAGAUGAUGCCCUUGAAGAUGAUACAUGCAGUGAGGAGACAAGUUCUGAAGUGCGGGAUGAUCAUACUGACACAUCCUCUGUGGAAGUUCCUUCUGUGCGUCCAAGGAGAGCGGUAACCCUUAGAAAUAGCAUUGGAUCUGAAAGAGCACCUCUAGUGGAGAGGGCAAGAAGAGUCCGGAAAACACGCUCUCUUUCUUAUGCUGAAGAGGUUGUCACCACAAGUGGAAAAGAUGAGAAAAAGCAAGAGGAAGAAGAAUGUCUAGUCCUAGAGAGUAACCCCUUGGAAUGGACAGUGACGGAUGUAGUGAAAUUUAUUAAGUCUACAGAUUGUGCUCCCUUAGCAAAAAUCUUCCAAGAACAGGACAUAGACGGACAAGCAUUCUUAUUGCUGACUCUUCCCACAGUUCAAGACUGUAUGGAACUAAAACUGGGCCCUGCCAUCAAGCUCUGCCACCAAAUAGAGAGAGUCAAAGUGGCAUUCUAUGCACAAUAUGCCAACUAAACCCUCUGAUGUGUUUUGCUGAAUCUAACCUAGAUUUAUUGUUAAGGUAAAAAAAAAAAAAAAAAAAAAAAAAAAAAGAAAAGGGUUUUUAUGAAAAAAAAAAGUCCAGACAAAAGAUUUUUUCCACGUUUGUAAGCAUAUGUAUAUACUGCUGCCAUUUUAUUGUAGCUAUGCCUAAUCAUAGCUAUGAAAACCACAGGAAUCUUACACAAACAAAAGAAGCAUUUUUGUCCUGUUUGUCUGAUAUAAAGGCAUACUUUGGCAUGUCUGAUCUUUUAGCAAAACUUGUAAUCUUCUUUCAUAUUGAAAGCGUGUGUUUGUUUUUACCGUGAUCUGUGGCUUAAAUGAAAGCUUUGAUAUAGUAGUUCACUUUCUAUUGUUGCUUCUUGUCAUUUUAAUACCCGUCUAGAGAAAAUAAUGCCUUUCACUGCAGGAGAGGUCUAUCUUUCAUUGCAGAGUAAUAAAUUGCUGGAGACUUCACUUGCAGUUAACCUGCCAUUGAGCUGUAAAGCCGGGUUAGCUAAAAGGAUAUAGUUAUCUUAUUUAAUGAAUGAUAAGGCCGAGGUGUAACUGUUUUAAUUUCCAACACUGCCGAGUCAGAUAGAAAUGUAUGAAAAAUAUACUACUAAAGGCUCCCAAAGCUUCACUUCCAUCCUUGAUAUCAAUUUGCUCCCUUCCUUAUGGCAAAGCCAUUUAAUAUGUUAUUUUAAUAUCUGUUUUCCUCUUAUGCAACAUACAAUCUACCACUUAUAAAAUAUAUACAUGUUUGGUUCUAUACAAUCAUAAUUAUUAAAAGGGUUAUCCAGGAUUAGAAAAACAUAGCUCCCUUCUUCCAAAAGCAGUGCUACAACUUGGCUCCAUUCACUUCAAUAGAACUGAGGGAAAAUGGCAAUGUACGAGAGAAAAAACAACUAUCCUUAUCCUGGAUAACCUCUUGAACAAUAAUUUUUUUUCUAUAACUACACAUUCUAUCUUGAAUAUGGUUAUGAAAUUUGAGAAAUAAAAAAAAGGAUAUAUAACUUUAACAUCUAGCAUAGGCAUCAUGUGUAUUCAGUAAUAAAGGGCCCAGUAAUAAAGGGCCUCCUCCCAUAGACUUGCAUUGAGGGGACGGGCGUGACGUCACAUGGGGCGGAGUGCUGACAUCACGGACUUCCGUACCCAUAGUCGCGACUCAGAUCCUCCAGCGCUUCCGGACAAAAAACAGGGUGGGUGCCGCAUGCAAUACUGCGGGGGUCCCUAGCGGUGGGACCCCCGAGAUCAGACAUCUUAUCCCCAUCUUGUCUAGGGUUGGAGUACCCUUUUAACCCCUUAAGGACCAAGGACGUACUGGUACGUCCUUGGUCCUGCUCCCGUGAUAUAACGCGGGGUGACACGGUAACCCCGCAUCAUAUCACGGCGGGCCCGGCGUCAUAGUGAAGCCGGGACCUGCCGCUAAUAGCGCGCAGUGCCGAUCGCGGCGCCGCACGCUAUUGACCCUUUAGCCACACGCUCAGAGCUGAGCCGCGCGGCUAAAAGCGAAAGUGAAACCAUGCCGGUUAACUCAGUGGGCUGUUCGGGAUAGCCGCGGCGAAAUCUCGGCAUCCCAAACAGCUUACAGGACAGCGGGAGGGCCCCUACCUGCCUCCUCGCUGUCCGAUCGCCGAAUGACUGCUCAGUGCCUGAGAUCCAGGCAUGAGCAGUCAUGUGGCAGAAUCAUCGAUCACUGGUUUCCUAUGAGAAACCAGUGAUCAUUGAUAAAGAUCAGUGUGUGCAGUGUUAUAGGUCCCUAUGGGACCUAUAACACUGCAAAAAAAAAGUGAAAAAAAAAGUGAAUGAAUAUCAUGUAACCCCUCCCCUAUUAAAAGUUUGAAUCACCCCCCUUUUCAUAAAAAAAAAACACAGUGUAAAUAACAAUAAAAGUAAACAUAUAUGGUAUCACCACGUGCGUAAAUGUCCGAAUUAUAAAAAUAUAUCAUUAAUUAAACCGUUCGGUCAAUGGCGUGCGCGCAAAAAAAUUCCAAAGUCCAAAAUAGUGCAUUUUUGGUCACUUUUUAUAUCAUUUAAAAAUGAAUAAAAGGCGAUCAAUAGGUCCUAUCAAUGCAAAUGGUACCGUUGAAAACUUCAGAUCAUGGUGCAAAAAAUGAGCCCUCAUACCGCCCCAUACACGGAAAAAUAAAAAAGUUAUAGGGGUCAGAAGAUGACAAUUUUAAACGUAUUAAUUUUCCUGCAUGUAGUUAUGAUUUUUUCCAGAAGUACGACAAAAUCAAACCUAGGGUAUCAAAAGUAGGGUAUCAUUUUAAUCGUAUGGACCUACAGAAUAAAGAUAAGGUGUCAUUUUUACCGAAAAAUGUACUACGUAGAAACGGAAGCCCCCAAAAGUUACAAAACUGCGGGUUUUUUUUUUCAAUUUUGUGGCACAAUGAUUUUUUUUCCGUUUCACCGUAGAUUUUUGGGCAAAAUGACUGAUGUCAUUACAAAGUAGCAUUGGUGGCGCAAAAAAUAAGCAAUCAUAUGGAUUUUUAGGUGCAAAAUUGAAAGAGUUAUGAUUUUUUAAAGGCAAGGAGCAAAAAAUGAAAAUGCAAAAACGGAAAAAACCCCGGUCCUUAAGGGGUUAAAUAUAGUACAUUCUUACAGCAGGUAUAAGGCAAAAUCGUGUUCAUCUCUAUUCCAUACUUUUUAUGUGUUCUUCUACUGAAAUCUGAAGAUAAGUCUUCGCUAACUGAUCAUUGCAGACAGUCACUGAUGCAUUACUUAUUGGGCACAAGCUUGAUUUUAAUUGUUGGUCGCAAGAGAAUUUCAAGUUUCUGUUUAAUUUGGUCUAAAAGUGACCAUGUAGUAUGAAUGACUGCACUUACAUGGCCAUAUACUUUCAUUGGCCACAUUUCUCAGCUGUUUGCAGCACCGUCAGUCGGAAAUAUCUAACUGGAUUUCAGUUUUGUGGCCAAAAUUGCAGCAAGCUAAUGUAGUUAUUAUAAUACAGUAUAUCCUGUAUUACCUGUACUCAUGAUACCUGGAGGACUAGAUAGGACCUUUCAGUUGAAUAGAAGUUGGUAUUCGCAGACAGAUUUAGAUUGCUUGCUUGCUUAUUUGCUUGUGUUUCUUAUUUAUAAAAUGAUAGAGUAAAUUGCACAAGAAAUUUGUUGAUUUUUUUUUAACAUAUAUUGCUUUUAUAAUAGAACUACAAUAACUGGAAUUUUACAUAAACUGAAGUUCUUCUACAUAAUACCAGUUUCAUUCCAGUGUACAGUACAAGACAACAUUUUUUAGAUGUAGUAUUUGUCUUUGUGAGUCUUUAUGAGUUCUCACUGCAUCUUUUGUUGUGUCUACGGUAUCUUUGACCUAUAUAAAUAUUUUGGCUGCAGUACCAUAUUCACAUGUCAGGAGUCUAAAUUAUUGGCUCCCACCAACAUGCAAUGUAAAUAGACCUGUACAGGUAAAGGUUUUUUGAGAUGGAAACACAUUAACAGUCUAUCCUACUGGGACCCCUAUAGUUAAGCAGAACAAAGAUGCUUUCUGUGUUCUCUCAAAUGGGGCUUAAUGUGUCAUUGUAUCUGAAUAAGCACUGAAGGGGGUCUCUGGAGCAAAAGAGACCUUAUUCCUAUUCAUCAGGGAAGUAAGAAUUCCAUACCAUAGGCCCCUAAUUUGUUUUUCUAGGAAAUCCCUCUAAUUACACAAUAUAAUAUUAUGAAGUGAGACCUUUCGGUUCUCCAGAACGUUUUUCAUCUUUUUGCCAUGGUUCCUUUGAUUUCAUAUCCCCUCUUCAUUUAUGGAAAGUGACUGCCUACUUUUCAGACUAUUGUUCCCUGGUUCUCAGCACUGAUCAUCAGAGUCAGUCUAUGUUAGAGCUAUAAGUUGUGUCCCUGUAUAGUGAAGCACAUUGUGCAUUGGGUAGUCUAAGUAGCUAGAAGUCACUUUGUCUAAAUAAAGAAAGGACAUGGAAUUAGAAAAACCACGGCAAAAAGAUGAACAGGAGAGCACAAGGCAUUUCAUUUUUACAUUUAUGUUCACACAGUGUAUUUCCAGGCAUAUUUUAUUGAAAAAAAAAAUGCAUAUGUAAAAUCCCAGAAAAAUUGCGUCCUUUGUUGCAAAAUGUCUGUGCACAUAGUAUAUAAAAAAGGAUGUAUAUUAUACAUGUGUAAAAAUAAGGGACAUGUAACUUAUUAUGCAGGUGAAAAAAUAGCCUUUCAGUCAUUUUACAGACUCAUUUUUUCCAAUAAAAUACGCCUGAAAAUACACUGUCUGAACAUAGUCUUAAUGUGAACUUUUUAAUGGAGAACCAGAAAAUGUAAGAACACUGUGGUGUUGUACAUUGGGAAAAAUCCUUUUUUUUUUUUUUUUUUUUUUAAAGAGGUUGCAUGGUCUUGUAAAAGGGGAAACUUCUUUAAAAAGUAACCAAGCAUUAGAUUUUACUAUACGUAACACAUUUUUGAGGAUAUGAAGUUAUAAAGUCUCACCCGCUGCCCUGCAAGGGGCUACUUAGGGGUCGGCAAGGCAGACUUUAGGAAUUUUUAUAACUUCAUCAUAUACUCAAAAAUUUCCCCAGGGAAUGAUGAAGAUAAAGAUUUUACCAUAUAUAUUGCGUUGCCAACCAUUAUAGAUGGUAAAAUCUAAUGCUUGGUUUCCUUUAAAAAUUUGUGUCGCCUGCUGAUCUCAAACUUCAUGUAAACUGUAACUGACAGUUCUAGAGUCAGAGCAAUAGUUCAAGUCAGAGCAAUAGUACAAUAGUUGUUGCCUGCCAUUCUCAUUCAUGUUUAUCUAAUAUAAACUAAGUUCUGAAGUGAUCUUUUUCCUGUAAAUAGGGAACAAAACACAUUCAAGGAUUCCAGUAAAAAUCACCUAAUUUCUCAAUGAGCAUGAUUUAUUUCAUAUGGCAUUUCCAAAUGUCAAGAGGUGAAAUAAAAUAGGGAUUUUUGUCAUGACUUUAUUUUCUAUCUGGGACAUAAUAGUAUUGGCUUCCUGUGUUCAUGAAGACUCCCACUCAAUCUGUGCUGAAUAUUACAGUAAAUUUGUGUAUGUCACAACAGAAUACCUUCAAAUGUCCCCUGAUGUCCCCACUAUAGUCAUCAGAUUAUUAAUAACUAAAUCCUAGUGGACAGAGAAACAACUAGUGGUCAUGUCGAAUGAAGAGUUAAAUAUUAGCUUAGUUCUUAGCCGAUCUUUUCCUGGCUUGUUCCCCCGAUUAUUGAAUGUCCAACUUUGCAAAUGUCUCUCGGACAUGUCAAAAGUUUUUUUUAAGUGACAGGUACACUUAAUUUUUUUAUUUAUUUCAUUUUAAUACUGUACAAUUACUAUGAGGGCAGCCAUCUUUCCCGAACUGCUUUUAACAGCUACAUAUACAUAAGCAACAACAGUCUGAAGGGGAGGUUGAUCUGUGACCAUCACCUAUUGUGAAUGACAUCAUCCAAUCUUAUCUAUGUAAUCCUGCUUUGAUGAUAAUGAUGAGUUUGCUGAAAUUUCUUUUUUUUUUCUCAACAAAAUAGGAAGUGUAAUGCUAUUGUUAGGCUUAAUGGCCAGACUGAAAGUGCAAGAUUUGAUUUAAGCAAUAGGUAAUUUCUGAUGCUACAUUCUGAUGCUACAUAACUAGACUAUGAUUCAAAAACGAGUUGAAAUGACUUGACAUAGAAACCCGUUUUCUAUUUCCCAAGUUAGGAAACACAAAAGGAAGGAUCUGAAAGAUGAAAUAACCAUGGCGACCAAUAUGCCGUAUGGGUUACAAAUAGAUAUAGAGCAAAGGAUAGCAUAUUUUAUUAAAUUGUAUUUUGACAAAUCUAUUUUGCUGUUUGCUUCUCAAGCUACAUGAAAUGUCAGUGUGUUCAGCUAUAGAUUGUGUUUGAUUAGCUCGGAAAGGUUAAUAUAGGAUAAUGAUAUUCUGAUUUUACAUUUAAGCUUCUGUUUGAAAGCUUAUGUCAGGUGUUCUUAUUUAUUCAUGACAACCUUUAUGGACACGGAGCACAAGGUGACCCGUCUGUGGCAGCAGCAGAUAUGCUACUACAUACUUGUGUACCCUACAAUUUUUUAUUUUGUAAAUAAAUAUUUUAGACACCUUUUCUUAUGUUACAUGACAGAAAGACAAAUUGAAAAUUUCACUUGCACAAUGCUUCUCUAAACAAAGACAUAUGAGAAAAAGACAAAUACACAUUCAUUAGAAUGUUCUUAUUUAUUUGCUCUGCUACUCCAAUACAUCUUCAGUAUACAUUUUUAUUGUAUUUGUAUUGCAAACUUCUUAUCCAUGGUUACAAUUAAAGGAGUAUUCUAGAAUAAGAAAUGUUUUUAAACCAACCGGUGCCAGAAAGUUAUACAAAACUCAACAAAAGAACUCCAGCCCUGAUCAACUGCUGUAUGUUUUUGUAGAAGUCAUAUAGUUCUAUCCAGUACAACACAGUGAUCCCUGCUGCCACCUCUGUCCAUGUCAGGAACAGUCAAGAGUGCAAGAAUGAAAAAAGUUUAUUCCUGGGGUUUACUCCGGCUCUGGAAAGUUCCUUACACAGUAGUACUAAUCCAUCAGCACCACCCCUCCACAAAAAGUCACACUGUUACUAUAUCCUACGGAGCCCCCUCUGUAUCUGGACCUUAAAGUGCUCACUUUAUGUUUUAAUUCCAUGUUUUAUAGCAAUGAAUGGAGGAUAUAAAAGGUAGGAGUAAUGGCUCUACUUUUCCUAUGGAUGAUUGUUGAUAAAUCUCCAUUAAUAAUUUAAAAUAAUAAUUUAAAAUAAUAAGGAUCUAUUGACAUGUACUUGAUUACUAUAUUUUUCUUAAGUUUGUAAUAAUUAAUGAAGUGAUGCUGCGGUCAGAAAGCGCCAUUUUAUAAGGAUAGAAUGAGCUGUUUCUAGGGUAGUGCUAAUUAAUACAGCCACUUGUCAGAGUUAGCUGUCAAUCCUCAUAUCAUAAGUUGUAAUGAUUUUAAUAUUUGUUUUUGGGCAAGGGCAUGCAAUUUAGUUAUUUCUGUAUUAUGUAUAUACAUUUUUCCUUGUAUAUAAGUAAAAUCUAUUUACAGAGAUUUAUUUUAAUUUGUAUUAAAAACCAACCCUUUCUACUUGAAGGACUUGUAAACCACCAUGUUAAUAAAGCGCUAUUGAAACAUUUUAAGGUU